Chondrus crispus (carragheen) is the source of this 1998-nucleotide messenger RNA. RefSeq lists its product as hypothetical. Gene Ontology annotation, cellular component: cytoplasm; mitochondrion. Gene Ontology annotation, molecular function: FAD binding; NAD(P)H oxidase H2O2-forming activity. The coding region runs from base 1 to 1998 and encodes 665 amino acids. Gene Ontology annotation, biological process: programmed cell death; mitochondrial respiratory chain complex assembly. NCBI's taxonomy places the organism in Eukaryota, Rhodophyta, Florideophyceae, Gigartinales, Gigartinaceae. The transcript has a single exon. The record is from RefSeq and is a predicted model, not a curated record.
AUGUUCAGAACCGCCUCGCCUUUCCAGGCACUACUGGACUCGCUGCGACUCCGAUCUCAUCCGCAUCAUCGUUUAAAGGACAUUGCACGCUUUGUUGAUAGUAGACAUGGACUGCGUCUUUCGAUUUUUGGGCUUGCACUGGGCUGCGUUGGCGGGUCGUGGGCGUUAGCAGAAGACAGGGCGUCAUACGAUGGUACGGUCAAGAAACCUACGAGAUCCUUUUAUCGAUACCUUAUUUGCGGCGGAGGCAUAGCAGCACAGGAAGCAUUGAAGGUUUUCGUUGACGAAAAUGUAGCCUCUGACGUCUUACUGGUGUCGCAAGACUGGAGGAAAGAAGGAGGUCAAGCUGUUGAACCACACACGGGGGCAAGCAGUCUUCCGGGAGAAGGGAUUUGUUCCAAGAUUUUAUAUGGAAUUGGCAGUGUUUUUGUCCCCUUGUCUUCGUCAAUAUCUACCGCUGUUCGGAACCCUGAAAUACUAAUUGGGAGAAGUGUCAAAAAGAUUGACUCAGCUUCAAGGGUAGCCGUUUUGGACGACGGCGUGGAGAUUGGAUUUGAGAGAUGUCUUAUUGCCGUUGGCAGUUCAGUUCCUCAAGCCCCAAUUGGCAAAGUCGUCUCACGUGAUGCUGCAAAAUUGGUAAGUGGGGCGCAGUCAAAGGCAGACUGGGAUCGCAUUGAUUCUAUAGUCAAGCAGGGUUUGGAGAAAGCCCAAGGUUCGCAAGGAGCAAGGGCACACCUGACAGUUGUGGGAGGCGGUUGGAUGUCGACCGCUGUAGGCGCCGAGCUUGUUAAUCGGGGCGCAGAUGUCACCUUUUCUUACGCAGAGCCCGGGUUCAUGUCGCGUUACUUUCCCAAAUAUAUCGCCCAGGACAUUCUCUCACGUCUGCUGUGGGCGAGCGAAGGAGGAGUCGAAUCCUUGUCGUAUGCAGCUGUUCGAUACGUGAUUGCGCGUCAACCCAUUGGGGAGCCAGAACGAUCUUUAGAAGCUGAGGUUCAUAUUGGCACGGUUUUUGACUCUUUUUCGAUCGUCGACUUCCGCACGGAUCAUGUGAUAUUUGCUCCUACCCUAUCAGCACCAGUUCCACUUUAUGUAACAGCUGCAAGAAUGGAGGAUGGCGGUUUUCUCGUGAGCCCAGAGUUGACGGUAGCGAGCGAUGUCUAUGCUGCAGGUGCCUCUCUCAGCGUUGGAUCCGGAGCAAUAGAGUAUGCAAGAGUGAUGCGUUGGAGUGCAGAUCACGCGAGAGCAACGGGGAGGCAUGCAGCACUGAACAUUUUGGGAGCACGGCAGCCUUACUCGUAUAGCCCUUCACUGUCUGUGAAUCUUGAUUCUUUGCGGCUUCGAGUUCAUGUUCAUGGUGAUUUGGAUGGCUCCAGCGAGUCGUUUGGGUAUUUCUCUCGAAGCAAAACCCGAGACGAAAGUACUUGCGGCGGUCAACUCGAAAAGGGCGUGCUGUUUUGUGUGAAGCCGGCACCACUGAGCCAUCGCGGAGCAACACAGAAGCUUCAUAUCAGCGGAGUGGCGUUGUGGGAUGGUUCGACUACGACUCGGAUAGAAGACCUUGAUGACGCACAAGAAGCGGUCAGAAAGUUGCUGCUGAACGCACCCAUGAAACGGACCCAGCUGGAGAAAGCCAUGGACAACUUCGUGCAGGAGUAUCUGGAUAUUUCGCUUUUUCAGGACGAACCAAGAAUAACGACAUCCGUCGCAGCGGCAGAAUCCACGGAAGCCGGUACAGAACUCGAACAACCGAACGAAGGAAGCCAUGAAGCAAAUGAAGAAACCCUUCCUACCAAGCCCUUGCGGAGUACCCGAAAGCCAUCACCAGGAGUUAUUUGGAGACGCCACAAAUCAGCACGAACUCUUCGCGUGCGACCAGAUGAACUGCUGUGGGUUAGAGAUGAAUGGGAUGGAGCAGUCUCUCCCGACACCCAUGAGGACAAGGUAUCGAUGGCAUAUAGAGAAAUGUUGAAGAAGGCGGCAGGAGCCCCCGCCAAUUAG